Messenger RNA from Mus caroli (Ryukyu mouse), 2085 nucleotides. The record is from RefSeq and is a predicted model, not a curated record. Lineage: Eukaryota; Metazoa; Chordata; Mammalia; Rodentia; Muridae.
AUGUCAUAUAAUGAUUUGUUUUCAAUACUUUCAGCUCUGUCAUGUGAUUAUACUAAGAAGCUAUUGCCCAAAGCAUGUACACAGGAUUACUUCCAGAACAAAAUAACACGAAGAUUUGGAUGUAAUAGCCUUUCAGAUCUAUAUCAAAACAAGUUCUGGGAAUGUAGAGGUGAUAGCACAGAAUAUGAAAUAUAUGAUUAUGUAAAUGAACAACUUGAAAAGCACAUUAGUUUUAUUUCUGAAAAUGAUCAAGAAUCCCAAACUUCCACUGAAAGAAUUCAGUCUAUGUCACACUCAUUUUCAGAAGUGGAGGAUUCUCUAGGAAAAAAUUCACAAGUGUUAAAGCAUAACUCAAUUCUACACAUAAAUAUACAAACAUUACAAAAUGGCAUUUGGGUGAAUGAAUUAUGUUUCCUGAUGGAUAUAUCACAUAAUAUGAGAUUAAAUAGGGCUUCAAUACUGUAUGAACAAAUGAGAGUGUGGAAAAAAGAAAAAGAUACUGAAUGUCAUCAAGGUGAAAGAUAUUUUCCUCACAAUUUAUGGCAGUUCCCUCAAAAUCUACUCAGAGAAAAGUUCAAUGAUGUAGAUCAACAUAAGAAUGAGUUUAUGGAAGCAAUGAAACAUGGAAGAUAUGAUGUGGGAGGUAACUGUAAAAACUCCAAAACAAUAAAUGAUAUUAAUAUAGGUUAUGUUAAGAAUCUGUUUUUAAUAUAUUACCAAAGCAGUCAAUAUGGAGAGAUAUUAUACCAAGGUAGUGUCUUAUUACAUGAUUCUACUUGUAAAACAAAUCCAAGUGAAAAUCAGAUAAGCGGAUACAUUCCAGAACAUCAUUAUAGGAAACAUAGAAAAAUGGCUAUCUCUAAUCACUGUUCCCAGUCUUCUUUGCAACAGCAAACCAUAGAGAAACUUUAUAUAAAUGAAAAGAAGAAUGUCAUUUUAAGUGAAUGUUUAAUUCAUAGCUGGUAUACUGGAACAUGUUUUAAUGGAGAGUCCAAGAGAUACAUGUGUGAUACAUACAGGGAUGCCUCAAACGAAUCAUUAAACUUUCAGAGAGACCAGAAAGCAUAUAAAUGUAGUACAUAUGGAAAAUCCUUUAUCCCGUACUCAAAUCUUCAAUCUUACUACAGAACUCGUACCCAAGAGAUACCUUACAAACAUAAUGAAUGUGGAAAAUUCUUAACUGGUUCCUCAAGUCUUAAAGUUUGUCAUAAAAUCUUUACUGGAGAAAGACUUCAUAUAUCUAAUAAGUGUGGAAAAUCUUUUACACAGUCCACAAAACUUCAAGUUAAUCAAAGAAUCCAUAUAGGAGAGAAGCCUUACAAAUGUAAUGAAUGUGGGAAAUAUUUUACCAGAUCUUCAAAUCUUCUAGUUCACAACAGAAUCCAUAAAGGAGAGAAUCCUUACAAAUACUACAGAAUCCAUACAGGAGAGAAGCCGUACAAAUGUAAUGAAUGUGGCAAAUCUUUUACACGGAACACAGACCUUAAAGUUCACUACAGAAUCCAUACAGGAGAGAAACCUUACAAAUGUAAUGAAUGUGGCAAAUCUUUUACACAAUCUUCAAAUCUUAAAAUUCACUACAGAAUCCAUACAGGAGAGAAACCUUACAAAUGUAAUGAAUGUGACAAAUCUUUUACACAGAACUCAAAACUUCAGGUUCACUACAGAAUCCACAGAAGAAAGAAGCCUAAAAAUGAAUGUGGCAAAUUUUUUACAUGGAACACAGAGCUUAAAGUUCACCAAAGAAUCCAUACAGGAGAGAAACCUUACAAAUGCAAUGAAUUUGGCAAAUCCUUUACACAAUCCUCAAAACUUAAAGUUCACUGCGUAAUCCAUAUGGGAGAGAAACCUCACAAAUGUAAUGAGUUUAUCCAGAACUCAGAUCUUAAAGUUCAUCAAAGAAUCCAUACAGUGAGCAAACCUCAUAAAUGUAAGGAAUGUGGCAAAUACUUUACAUAACACUCAGAUCUUAAAUCUCACCACAGAAUCCAUAUUGGAGAGAAACCUUACAAAGGAAAUGAAUGUGGCAUAUCAUUUACUAACUCCACAAGUCUUCAUGUUCACUACAGAAACCACAAAAGAUAA